Molecule: messenger RNA, 3440 nt
Organism: Canariomyces notabilis
Lineage: Eukaryota; Fungi; Ascomycota; Sordariomycetes; Sordariales; Chaetomiaceae
Product: SPX-domain-containing protein
Exons: 4
Coding region: 311-3004 (897 amino acids)
Biological process (GO): polyphosphate metabolic process; transmembrane transport; phosphate ion transport
Cellular component (GO): membrane
Molecular function (GO): phosphate transmembrane transporter activity
Source: RefSeq, a predicted model, not a curated record
CCACGUCUUGGCUUGCCGACAUAACGCAAGAGGAUCCCGGUUUCAUCGAAUGAAGUGGGUAAGCCGGGCAGGUACAUCCUCCGUACGCGCACGUCGCACACAGCGAGACAAGAGACCCAUUGAUAGUGGAUUUAUCGUGCUUCCUGGACGCUGCAACGUUCCACAUGAUGACUCUGGCGCCCUCGCGGCUAGCACAUCCAGAACAACACCGUCAGACGUGCGCUGAACCCCUCCUCUAGCCGAUCAGCAGGUCUGCUAGUCCACCAGUCGCGACUGCCGCAUCGCCCCGUCAAGCCAGCCUCAGAUCUUCAUGACAGGGGAGGGAGCACACCCCGCCCAGUCUCCGACCACAGUCACAACACGUACAGAGGAAUUCGAGCUCGUAAACUACCCUACUGCCGAGCAGCGACACACAGACGCUGCACAAGAGCGCCAGCGCAGGUACGACAUCAAGCGGGCUGAGAAGCGCAGGUGGCUCGAGGAGCAGGACGACAUGAAGUUCUCCCAUAGCAUCCAGUUCAACGCCGUUCCGGACUGGAGCAACCACUACAUUGCGUACAGCAAUCUCAAGAAGCUCAUCUACCAGCUCGAGAAGGCCAUUCAUCUGCCUCCUGGCGACGCAGAGUCUCGCCCGCUGAUCCAGAAUGACGACCCUGAAACCAUCUUCAGCCGCGCCCUUGAUGUGGAGUUGGAGAAGAUAACGUCCUUCUACGUUCUCAAAGAAAAAGAGUUGUUCGAUGAGGUGGAUUUGCUACUGAACGACGUGGCUAGUUUCGAGGAAGAGUCGGGAGGCGCUGAGCAACUCCGUCCGCCUACGCGGUCCAGCGAAAGAGCCCACUCUGAGCGACUCAGGAGCCAGAGCGCACGCAGCAGGCUUUCUACUGAGGACGGCCAGGACGAGGACAGCGAUGAUGAAGGCGACGAGGAAACCGGCCUCACAACCAAGAGGCGGAGGUCCAGCUUUGGAAGGCGUAGAACGAUUCCGAACGCCAUGAUGGCGUCCACCGACAUGACGGCAUCGACUGACCUCACCCGGUCUCUGCGGAGGUAUAGCACGACCUACGACGACUACGCCGAGCAAGCCGUGCUGUUUUCAUCGGGCAUCAUGCUUAAGAAGCGAAUGAUCAAUAUCUAUGUCCAACUCUGUGAGCUCAAAUCGUACAUUCAACUGAACCGGACUGGCUUCAGCAAGGUCCUUAAGAAGUUUGACAAGAUCAUCGACCGCCAACUGCGUCCCAAGUAUAUGAACACUUUCGUCGACACGGCCCAUCCCUUCCGCUCCGAGACCACUAAAGGACUGGAAGAGAAGAUCUCCAAGAUAGUGGCCGUUUAUACGGAAAUCGUCACACAGGGCGAUGCCGAUUCAGCAGUCCGGGACUUGAGAUCGCACUUGAGAGAGCACGUCGUAUGGGAGCGGAAUACCGUUUGGAGAGAAUUGAUUGGCAUGGAACGCAGAGCUGAGGCUGCCAGCUUGGGCCACACGCUCCUUGGGCUAGACAGCGAUCCCCAAAAGACAUUGCUCCAAGGAGACAGUACAGUUGCUCUGCCGAGCAAGGUGAUCUCGACGCCACUGGGCCGCUUUGCUUGCCCGACCUGGCUUUUCAACUCUGCCACCUUCUCGCUUGUCGUCAUUCUUGCGCUGUUUGCCGCGCUCCUCGUGGUUCCGAUAAUGGAGAAGCCUGAGCAGCAAAAUUGCCUGGCUCUGCUGGUCUUUACCAGCUUGCUUUGGGCCACCGAGGCAAUUCCCCUUUUCGUGACCUCGCUCACUAUUCCCUUCCUGUGUGUCGUAUUGCAGGUCUUCCGCGACAAGGAGGAGCCCUACAAGAGGCUAGGCGCCAAGGAGGCUACGGACGCCGUCUUCGCCGCCAUGUGGACGCCUGUCAUCAUGCUGCUCCUGGGUGGCUUCACGCUGGCGGCGGCGCUUUCGAAAUGCAACAUUGACAAGAGGAUCGCCACCUUCGUCCUGAGCAAAGCCGGGACAGAGCCAAAGACAGUCCUCAUCGCAAACAUGGCCGUGGCUGCCGUGGCAAGCAUGCUGAUCAGCAAUGUUGCCGCUCCGGUCCUCUGCUUUGGUAUCAUUGAGCCUAUGCUCCGCAACCUCCCGGCCGGUUCCAACAUGUCCAAAGCCAUCAUCAUCGGCAUCGCUCUUGCCUCUAACAUUGGCGGCAUGCUCUCGCCUAUCGCGUCCCCGCAAAACGUGGUCGCCAUCGGCAUCAUGGAGCCCGAGCCGACAUGGGGCCAGUGGUUCUUCAUCGUCAUCCCCGUUGGCGUCAUCUCCAUCUUCCUCAUCUGGCUUUUGCUGGUCGUAUCCUUCCAGCCCGGCAAGGGCACCGUCAUUGUGCCCAUCCGCCCCGUCCGCGACCCCUUCACCGGCGUCCAAUGGUUCGUCUCCAUCGUGACCGUGGUGACCAUCGGCCUGUGGUGUGCGUCCCACGCCCUCGAGAGCGUCUUUGGCAACAUGGGCGUCAUCGCCAUCAUCCCCAUCGUGCUCUUCUUUGGCCUCGGCAUCCUGACCAAGGAGGACUUCAACAAUUUUCCAUGGACCAUCAUCAUCCUUGCCGCCGGCGGCCUGUCCCUCGGCAAGGCGGUCAACUCGUCGGGCCUGCUACACGCCGUCACCGAGGCCAUCACGGAGCGGGUGCGCGAGCUUAGUCUGUACGGCAUCCUGGUGGUGUUUUCGACCCUGAUCCUCGUCAUUGCCACCUUCAUCAGCCACACGGUCGCCGCCAUGAUCAUCCUGCCACUGGUCUAUGACGUGGGCAAGGGCCUGGAGGAGCCGCACCCGAACCUGCUGGUCAUGGCCGGGGUGUUGAUGUGCAGUGCCGCCAUGGCCCUGCCUACCAGUGGCUUUCCGAAUAUGACCGCUAUCAUGAAGGAAGAUCCCGCCGGCCAGAGAUACCUCAAGGUCAAGCACUUCAUCAGCCGGGGAGUGCCGAGCAGCUUGCUCACUCUUGUGGUUGUUGUCACGGUUGGGUAUGCCGCCAUGAGGGUGACGGGUAUGUAAUACUGAUCAAGACGGCGGCUUAUUAUGUGAGAGUGGGAAAGAACUGGAUCAAGGAUACAGCUACACUAUAUAUUUGCAAUGGAUUGCGAGAGCAGUUUUGUUUAGAGCCUGAGACGGUAUUUUGCAGAGAGCGUAUGGUGCGCUGGGUUUUCAUUUAUACAGGCAUGGAGCAAGUCAAGACGUUGGGAUGCCGGGUGUCAAACGCAGCGAGACUGCUGAGAUAUAUACCACGGUUAGGUAAUUGAUGGGGAUAAGGCCAACUCUUCUCAUGACAGGCCGCCCUAUCUUCUGUAUAAUAUGCGGCUGCAAGCUUCAAGCCUUCCUUCCCAAGACGGUCAACCGACAAUGUUUCAAGAUGGAGAAAUUCAGGUCUCAUUUGCCCACAUCAACCUCCAUUAGAUGUAUGUAAAGCUUCGCUUCAUCCUUCCUACCAAAA